UUCAUUCGACCUGCCAAGCUGCUCUAAAGAAGAAGCACCAGUCAUUUCUCCAGACUGAGUUGGCUUGGCGUGGGCGUUCAGCCGGUUUUCUCCAUCACCUCAAGAAGGCUUUGCUGAUCAAAUUUCUCCAUGGCGUGUAUUGAAAAUGUCCUUGGAGGGCACGCCCCUUCACCCACAGCAGUAGCUGCCGACGAACACGGGAACCCGGAGCUGCGCCCCGGCGUGCGCCUCCCGUGUCCGAGUUCCAUGCACAAGGAUGAUGCGGAGUCCUGGGGCCUCCCUCGCGCCCCCCUGAGACCUCCCUUCAAUGUACUGACCGAUCUGGCAAGAGAGCAACUGGAGCGUCCCUCAGAGAGAACAGGAUCCUGCAUUCCUGUCGACGGUUCGAGAGCUCUCAAACCCCCCUAUGGGCCACCACCUGCUGUUGCGGAAGAGUCCCUAGCAACAGCAGAAGUAAAUAGCUCGGAGGGGCUGGCAGGCCGGAGGCAGAGGGGACAGGAUGCUAUUAAUGUGGCCCGGGAAUUCUCUGGCGGCCCUCCCGCACUGAUGGUGGGGGGGACGAGGGUCAGCAACGGGGGCACUGAGAGAGGUGGCAGUAAUGCAAGGUUAUAUGUGGCUUUGCCAAGGGGUCAAGGAUUCUUUCCAUCCAGGGGCUCUCCAGUAAGAGGCCCGCCACCUAUCCCCACCCUUAGAUCAGGGAUAAUGAUGGAGGUGCCUCCAGGAAGUACGAGAGUGACCUGCAAGGAAAGGUUGGCUCAUGUUUCUUUCCCACUGGGAGGCCCGCGGCACCCCGUGGAGAACUGGCCAAGGCCUAUGCCCUUGUCGUCCAGCACUGCAGGUUUACCUUCUUGCGCUACUGCCCAUUGCUUCAUUCCUCCUCGACCUCCAAGUUUCAAUCCAUUUCUCGCUAUGCCUAUGGCUUUUGCUCCUCCCCCGAUAUUUGGUCCUCCACUGCCUUCCUAUUUUGCCAAUUUCCCUUCCUGGGGAAUGCCGGCUCCUGCAUCCUCAAACAGAGAGAACAACUGAUGGCAAAAAAAGGAAGGAGGGGAAAAAAAACGGUUGGGAAAAGAGGUGAAAGUUACUCAUUUAUGUUUUUAUAUUUGAAACCCCCUACCCUCUUGCAGCCUGUUUAGCACUAAUGUGCCUUACAUACUUGGAAAUUCAAUAAAGGUUCUAAACUUUGAAA
Molecule: messenger RNA, 1186 nt
Organism: Balaenoptera ricei (Rice's whale)
Lineage: Eukaryota; Metazoa; Chordata; Mammalia; Artiodactyla; Balaenopteridae
Gene: PRR32
Product: proline rich 32
Exons: 2
Coding region: 130-1026 (298 amino acids)
Source: RefSeq, a predicted model, not a curated record